AUGAGGGUGCUGGACACUAAAUUGAAAGUGAGUAUUGCAGCGCAAGUGUGUUGUGCAGUAGCAUACCUGCAUCUACAACCGCAACCAAUAGUUCAUCGAGAUAUAAAGCCAGCAAAUAUUUUGGUAAACGAAUACUUUGUCACUAAAUUAUGCGAUUUAGGUUUGGGAAAAAGUGACCUAUUUUCUAAAACUCUACAAUCUACGCACGUCGGCCGUUGGCGGGGAACUUUACUGUACAUGGCUCCAGAAAUUCUUCUAGAAAAUAAAGAAGCGAACGAAAAUUCAGAUAUUUGGUCUCUUGGUUGCACUUUAUUGGAACUAUUUAGCGAAAAACAUGUUUGGAAUGUAUCGACUGUAAAUAAUAUGAUAGCUAAGUUAAUUAAUCAAGAAACACCAAGUAUUGAAGGAUUCCCGCGUAACCUCCAGGUAGAAAUGGGCAAGUGUUUUUAUUAUAAUUCAGCAAAACGUCCAAAUAUAAGUCGUCUUUUACGUUUACUAGAAGAAAAAUAA
Messenger RNA from Leptopilina boulardi, 510 nucleotides. RefSeq names its product serine/threonine-protein kinase Nek6-like. NCBI's taxonomy places the organism in Eukaryota, Metazoa, Arthropoda, Insecta, Hymenoptera, Figitidae. The transcript has a single exon. The record is from RefSeq and is a predicted model, not a curated record. Gene Ontology annotation, biological process: protein phosphorylation. Gene Ontology annotation, cellular component: cytoplasm. The coding region runs from base 1 to 510 and encodes 169 amino acids. Gene Ontology annotation, molecular function: ATP binding; protein serine/threonine kinase activity.